GCUGCCCCGCCCUCUUUUUGUCCCAAAAGCGGAUUUCUAACCCCAUUUCCAGCCCCAUUCCCGGGGGCCGUGUCCCUGCUGAUGUUCCCGGGCCCCGAGGAGCGACAUUAAAUCCGGGCCGCGCGUGACGGCGGGAGGGGGUUUGGGAACAGCUGCAGGGACAAAGGGCUCUCCGCUCCCACGCGCAGCCCGGGCUUUAAUUAAAACAAAAGCGAUUGAAGCCGCCGGGGUCCGCCGUGCCCAGCGCAGGUGACAGCCCCCGGCAGAGCCCCGCGGAGCCGGGCGAGCGCCCUCCCCGAGGAUGAAUUCCAGCGCUUUGUCCCGGCCGAACAAAUGAAACCUUUCAGCGGAGGAGAAAUCAAACCCGGCCGAACAAAUGAAACCUUUCAGCGGAGGAGAAAUCAAACCCGGCCGGCCCGGCGCUGGCGCGGGCCCAGCCCAGCUCGGGUGUCGCGGUGAAUGUUUCACGGCGUGGGCCGCACGGGGACCGCUCCCCCCGCGUCCCUCGGCGCUGGCCGGAGCCCGGGCCCCCCCGGAGCCCCCCGAACAUCCCGUGGGCGUCCCGGGCCGCUUCUCCCCGUUCCGAUCGCCCGGAGCGCGGCUGGACCCGCGCACACCCAGCCCGGAGGUGGGAUUAGGCCGGGCUGUGGCUGAUCCCCUCCCAGCAGCCCGGCUUUAUAAAUCCCCGGCGGCCGCCGGGCGCGGCACCCGAGGGUGCCCGGGGCGGCCGCGAUGGCGCAGCAGCGCCGUGUCCCGCUGUCCACGCAGCGCCCCGGCAGCACCGUGUGCGUGCUGGGCACCGAGCUGGCCCUGGACGUGUGCGGCUCGGCCCCGCGGGGCGCCGCCUCCUUCCAGGCGCAGGCCACGCCGGGCGUGAAGCUGUGGGUGCUGCACGAGGCGCGCAGCGUGAAGCUGCCCUCGAGCGUCGGCCGCUGGCCCCUGGCGCCCGGCCCCGAGCUGCUGCUGGCCAUGGAGCGCCCCAGCAAGGACGCGGGCGACGAGAAGGUCAGGAUUUCCUAUUUCCGCGAGGCCGGCGGGGUCCCCGUGGGCCGGGCCCUGCUCUACCUCACCUGUGUGGAGGUGUCGCUGGACGCUGAUGUCACCCGCAGCGGGGCCGUGAGCCGGACACUGCUGGACAAGGCCAGCUGGACGUGGGGCCCCGAGGGCCACGGGGCCGUGCUGCUCGUCAACUGCGACCGCGACGACCCCGGCGCCGAGGGCCUGGACAACGAGGACAGCGCCGUGCGCUCCUACAACGACCUGCAGGACAUGGCGCAGCUGGUGCUGAGGACGCGCGGGCCCCGCGCCACCUUCGCCGGGCACCGCCUGCUGCUGCACCUGGACUUCGGCGACGCCGACAAGAUCAGGGUUUUCUACGGGGGCAACGGCGCGGAGCUGGAGAUGUUCAAGCCCGUCCUGGGGGGCUCCAAGCUGGCCUACACCGUGCGGCCGAGCCGGCACCACCACGAGAGCGUCUUCUACGUGGAGGGCCUGGCCUUCCCCGACGUGGCCUUCUCGGGCCUCGUGUCCCUGCACGUCACCCUGCUCGAGAGCCCCGAAAAGGGGGGCUGGGACAGCGGGGACAGAUGCCAGACUCCAUCCCCGCCAUCCCAGGGUGUCCUGGAGUCUCCGAUCUUCACGGACUCCGUGGUGUUCCGCGUGGCUCCCUGGAUCAUGACGCCCAACACGGCGGCGCCGCUCGAGGUCUUUGUCUGCAGCGUGGACGACAACGAGGAGUUCGUGGCGGCCGUGGGCGCGCUGGCCGAGCGGGCGCAGUGCCCGCUGACCGUGUGCCCGGCGCCGCAGAACCGCCAGGACCGCUGGAUCCAGGAUGAGGUGGAGUUUGGCUACAUCCAAGCCCCCCACAAGACCCUCCCCGUGGUCUUCGACUCACCCCGGGACCGCGGCCUGAAGGAUUUUCCCGUCAGGAGCAUCCUGGGCCCCGAUUUUGGCUACGUGGCCCGGCAGGCUCCAGAGGGCGCUUCCAGCCUGGAUUCUUUCGGGAAUUUGGAGGUGAGCCCGCCCGUGACGGUGCGGGGCAAGGAGUACCCCUUGGGGCGCAUCCUGAUCGGCAGCAGCUUCCCCAGGGUGGGCGGCCGCAGGAUGGCCAAGGCCGUGCGGGAUUUCCUGGUGGCCCAGAAGGUGCAGGCGCCCGUGGAGCUCUUCUCGGACUGGCUCCACGUCGGGCACGUGGACGAGUUCCUGAGCUUCGUCCCUGCACCCGACCGGAAGGGAUUCCGGCUGCUCCUGGCCAGCCCCAGCGCCUGCUACCAGCUCCUGAAGGAGAAGCAGGAGGAGGGGUUCGGCGAGGCUGCGAUGUUCCAGGGGCUGGACAGGGUGCCCAAGCCGACCAUUAACGAGAUCCUGGCUAACGAGGAGCUCCGCAGGUUCAAUGACUACGCCCAGAGCUGCAUCAGCUGGAACCGGGACAUCCUGAAGCGCUCGCUGGGCCUGGCUGAGCCGGACAUCCUGGACAUCCCGCAGCUCUUCCAGAGCAACGCCGCCUCGGGGGCCGAGGCCUUCUUCCCGGACAUGGUGAACAUGCUGGUGCUGGGCCGGCACCUGGGCAUCCCCAAGCCCUUCGGGCCCGUGGUGGGCGGGCGCUGCUGCCUGGAGCAGCGCGUGCGGGAGCUGCUGGAGCCGCUGGGCCUCUCCUGCACCUUCAUCGACGACUUCUUCUCCUACCACGUCCUGCUGGGCGAGGUCCACUGCGGCACCAACGUGCGCCGCAAGCCCUUCGCCUUCAAGUGGUGGCACGCGGUGCCCUGAGGCGGCUCCGGCCCCUCCGCGUCCCCUCCUGCCCCGUCCCCGUCCCGUCCCCGCCAAGUGCCUUCGGUGGCGGAAAUAAAUCCGGGCUGCGGCCGCGGGGGCUCUGCGGGGCUCUCCCGGCACCGGGAGAACGCUGGACUGCUUAAACUGGCGGGGAAUGGCGUGGGGCUCUGGAAUUGCUGUCCUGGUGCCAAGAUCCACGGGGGAUCAGGGAAUUAUGGAAUCAUGGAAUUAUAGAACCGUGGGAUGGUUGGGAUGGAGGCACCUUCAAGCUCAUCCAUUCCUGGGGCAGGGACACCUCCCACUGUCCCAGGUGGCUCCCAGCCCCUGUGUCCAGCCUGGCCUUGGGCACUGCCAGGGAUCCAGGGGCAGCCACAGCUGCUCUGGGAAUUCCAUCCCAGCCCCUAUCCCCCUCUCAGGGAAGGAUUUAUCCAAAUAUCCCAAUCCUCAUUGCCCCUCUUGUUUGAAGCCAUUCCCUGUGUUCUGCCCCUCCGUCAGCUUCUCCUCUCCAGGUGAGCAUUC
Molecule: messenger RNA, 3291 nt
Organism: Motacilla alba alba
Lineage: Eukaryota; Metazoa; Chordata; Aves; Passeriformes; Motacillidae
Product: protein-arginine deiminase type-3-like
Exons: 16
Coding region: 733-2769 (678 amino acids)
Cellular component (GO): cytoplasm
Molecular function (GO): protein-arginine deiminase activity; calcium ion binding
Source: RefSeq, a predicted model, not a curated record